AUGCUCUGUGCUCCUGAUGCCCUCCCCGCUCUCACUUCGAAUGGCACAGACCAGAGUGCGCACCUCCUCUCGCUCUCUCCUCAGACCAGAGUGCGCACCUCCUCUCGCUCUCCCCUCAGAUCAGAGUGCGCACCUCCUCUCGCUCUCUUCUCAGACCAGAGUGCGUCCCUCCUCUCGCUCUCCUCAGAUCAGAGUGCGCACCUCCUCUCGCUCCCCUCAGACCAGAGUGCGCCCCUCCUCUCGCUCCCCUCAGAUCAGAGUGCGCCCCUCCUCUCGCUCUCCUCAGACCAGAGUGCGCACCUCCUCUCGCUCUCCUCCUGGUCCCUGCGGACUCCGUGGGCAGUUCUUGGUCCUGGCUUUGGGACAACAGUGGCUGCACUCUCUCUCUCCUCCUCAGAGCAGAGCGGUACCUGCAGAGCAUCUCUCCUCCGCACAGACGCACUGCAGCAGGACACACGCACGGACUAA
Knipowitschia caucasica is the source of this 468-nucleotide messenger RNA. The record is from the annotation of a GenBank genome assembly. Lineage: Eukaryota; Metazoa; Chordata; Actinopteri; Gobiiformes; Gobiidae.